AGGAAGAAAAAAACAGAUGUUCACGGUGUGGUGGAGUUCGAAGACAUUUUAAAUAUUGAUACGCAUGUUACCCGACAUAUACAUACCAACUUUAUAAAUUGGUCAUCAGAUAACAUGCUUAUUGAUAGUAUAUUGCAAACAUCACAAUCUGAAUGCAAAACACCAGAAAACAUUGUCGAAUGGCAAAAGGGUGGAUUUGGAAGUAUAUAUUCAGCGACUUGGAUUGACGGAUGGAUUAUUGAUUGGAAUGAAGAUGACAGUAUUUUCGUAAGAAGUGGACCUAAAAAAGCAAUACAUCAUAUUAUGUUUUCGUUUCAAGGUUCUCGUGGUUUUCAAUGUUAUGGGAUAACCAAAUUUCCAGAAACAGGGAAUUUAUGCUGGUCAUAG
Molecule: messenger RNA, 387 nt
Organism: Dentiscutata heterogama
Lineage: Eukaryota; Fungi; Glomeromycota; Glomeromycetes; Diversisporales; Gigasporaceae
Source: the annotation of a GenBank genome assembly